Galleria mellonella (greater wax moth) is the source of this 2346-nucleotide messenger RNA. It is a transcript of the gene Cog7, whose product is annotated as conserved oligomeric Golgi complex subunit 7. The transcript has 17 exons. NCBI's taxonomy places the organism in Eukaryota, Metazoa, Arthropoda, Insecta, Lepidoptera, Pyralidae. The coding region runs from base 194 to 2269 and encodes 691 amino acids. Gene Ontology annotation, cellular component: COG complex. Gene Ontology annotation, biological process: Golgi organization; intracellular protein transport; retrograde vesicle-mediated transport, Golgi to endoplasmic reticulum. The record is from RefSeq and is a predicted model, not a curated record.
AUACCUGACAGUGACAGCCGACAGUGCUUAUUUUUUUUAUCUAUUUUUAAUUAAUAAUAAUAUAAAAUUAUAAAUAUUUAUUUUACAAACUAUUCACAUUUGUAUGAAAUAAAUCCGUAUUCUUUUUGUUUGAUGAAUAAAUAGUUUAAAUAAUUGUAAAUAAUUUUAGUUUUAAUUUAGACACAAUAAAAUAAUGGAUAUAAAAACAUUCGCUGAACCUGAUUUCGAUCCGAAAAAAUGGAUAAACAGAGCGUGGAGUUCGAGCGGCAAUCAAGAAAAAGAGGUGUUUGUGACCAAUACUGUGUCUCGGCUGCAGCUCUAUAUGAAACAGUUGACGAACUCCUUAGAUGAAACUACCACACAGAUAUUAACAUCAAUACCUCGGGUCCUGCAAGACGCGUCGUCCCUCCAACUGGAGGGCGCGCUGCUGCAGCAGAAGCUGCUGUCCCUGGAACAGAAGGUCCAGGAUGUUGAGGAGCAGACUGGCAACUCCAUUGAGAGUUUGCAGAGGAUUGACCACCUUAAAAGCAGAUUGGAGAAUGCAGCCUCGGCGCUUCGCGAGGCGGACAAGUGGGCGGCGCUUGCAACCGCCCUGGAAGAAGUACUGGAGGCGGGCGUGCCCACCCAGAACGACAAGCUGAUCGAGUUGGCGGGACAGGUCGCUGCCAUGACCGCCAGUCUUGAGGUACUGAGCGAGGCGCCGGAUUACGAGAGUAAGCGUCUUCAGCUGGAGGCCCUGUAUAACAGGCUAGAGGCGGCCAUCAGUCCACCGCUCAUUGACGCCCUCACACAGAUGGACGCUGAGCGCACUGCCGUGUACAUGUCUGUGUUCGCGGGCAUGUGCCGCGCGGUGUCGGUGUGCCGCUGCUGGCGCCGCGCCGCCGCUCACCGGCUGCUGGCCGCCUGGCGCCGCCUCGCGCCGUCCGCGCCGUCCGCGCCGUCCGCGCCGUCCGCGCCGCCCGCGCCGCCUGCCCUCGCGCGCCUCCUCGCCGCCGACGCUCCGCAACAGGUGGAAUGGUUGACCAACGUACUGAAAGUCGAAACCCCAGUUGGAGAGCUACUCAGGCUGUACACAGAUGUUCUACUUUCCCUGGAGCCGUCUCCAACACAGGUGGUGUCAGCAAAUUUGAAAUUGUGCUCAACACCUGACGAAGGCAUCAUAAUAUUGACGGAUUUGAGGAGGGAAAUCGACGAGUUCAUAGCGUGUAUGCGGGGGAUCGUAGACGCGCCCAGGCAAAAUAAAGAGGUAGUGGUGGCGGCGACAGCUCGGGAAUUAGGCCGCGCGGCGUACGCACCCCUACGCGAGCUGCUGCCCCGGUACUCCGAGAUGCAGGCUGCCCUGCUGCGUCAGCAUCUCGACGAUAAGCAGCUACAGGACACGGAGAAUCUUGUAGAACAUUCAAGAGCGAUUCUCACGGUCGCCGAACGGUGCGAAGGGUGGUUGGAGACAGCAUUUAGCAAGGCCAAGAAGAUCGCCGGCAUCGCUAUAUAUCCAUACUACGUGCCUGCUAUUGAGAACUUCAUAUCCGCAAUCACCACUAUGAUCUUCGCUCACUGUCGCCGUAUCGAAACGGCGUUCUUGUCAACUGUAUCGGCUGGCGAGACAGCGGGCGUGUUGUCCAACACAUUCCCAGCGUCUCUGGUGCUCGAGUCAGCAGUUGCUGUACUGCUGGACACACUAGCAGCGCGACAGAAGAUAGAGUUGGAAGAAGAAGAGCCUAAGGAUGAACACCAGCUGUCCGACCUUCCGUCUCUGGUGCUAGAGCCGGACAGCCGGCAGCAGCUCGCGACCCUGCGGUCACAGCCGCAGUCGUCGGCUGAGUUGUGGCGCGCCAAGGAACAGCUCCGGACGCUGGCCAGGGCGAUAUUGAGGAACCCCAUUGACGUGUUACUAGACGAGAUCCCUCAACUGGCUGCGUGGAACAACAACGACGCUCUCUCCACGGACCUGCCAGAUUUCUCCUUAUCGCCUCAGGAGUACAUUACGAAGAUCGGACAAUAUCUGAUGACGCUGCCCCAUCAUUUGGAGAUGCACCUGUCGGAGAAACAGGCUCCGUGGCAGUUCCUUUCUGAGGUAUGCAUCCACACAUGCGACAAGUACGCUGAGAAGGUGCUCAAUAUACGAAACAUGGACGCGCUUGGAACGAAACGGUGCCUCACUGAUAUCGUGUACUUAUCCAGUGUGGUGGAAGAUCUUGGAACCAAUGUCACGCCAUCACUCAAAAACUUGGAGAAGUCACUGCGAGCCGCUGCGCCGACGAACGAGUGAUAAAACUUUGUAUUACUUACUUUAUUAAAAAAAUAUAUAUAAAUCAGUUGAAAUAAAAAUACAUUCCUAUAAAAAAA